AUGCCUGGCAAACAGUCAGAUGCGGAACAGGAGGAGAUGGGGGCUGCCGAAAACGUAGCUGAGGAGGACCUAGGGGGCCUCACGGCAGAGGAGCUCCGGCAGGGCCAGGAGGCAGCCCUGGAGCUAGAGGACAUGAUGGCACUAAGUGCCCAGACCCUGGUCCAAGCCGAGGUGGAUGAGCUUUACCAGCAAGUGCGUACCCUGGGCCAGGGCCGCUUCGGCCGGGUCCUGCUGGUCACCCAUCGUCAGAAAGGCACCACCCUGGCGCUGAAGCAACUCCCAAAGGCCUCCACCUCUCUCCGUGGCUUCCUGUAUGAGUUCUGCGUGGGCCUCUCACUGGGCACGCAUUCAGCCAUAGUCACGGCCUACGGCAUUGGCAUCGAGUCAGCUGACUCCUACAGCUUCCUGACGGAGCCCAUCCUGUAUGGGGACCUCAUCACCUUCAUCCAGCCCAAGGUGGGCCUCCCGCAGCGGGCAGUCCAGCGCUGUGCAGCCCAGCUGGCCUCGGCCCUGGAGCACAUCCACUCCCGUGGCCUGGUGUACCGGGACAUCAAGCCUGAGAAUGUGCUGGUGUGCGACCCAGCCUGCCAGUGGGUCAAGCUGACCGACUUCGGCCACACAAGGCCCCGUGGGACGCUGCUGCGCCUGGCUGGGCCACCCAUCCCUUACACGGCCCCCGAGCUCUGCUGCCCCCCGCCCCUCCCUGAGGGCCUGCCCAUCCAACCUGCCCUGGACGCUUGGGCACUGGGGGUCCUGCUGUUCUGCCUUCUCACCGGCUACUUCCCCUGGGACCAACCCCUGGCCGAGGCCGACCCCUUCUACGAGGACUUCCUCAUCUGGCAGGCGUCGGGCCAGCCCGAGGACCGUCCUCAGCCCUGGUUCGGCCUGACGCCUGUGGCCGACAGUCUCCUGUGGGGGCUGCUGGACCCUCACCCCCGGAAGAGGAGCCCGGUGAACUCCGUCCGGGGCUACCUGGGGCGUCCCUGGAGGCAGCAGCAGGAGGAAGCUGAAGAGGCGGAAGAAGGGGACGGAGAGGAGGAUGGAGGGGAAGGGGAACAGCCCGAGCCCACCUUGCCUGCAGAGACUCGGAAGGGGAACCAGGUGGGCCCCGCAUCCUGAGGUCACCUCUGCCUUCUUGUGGUGGCUUUUGGCUUCUCUCUUGCCCGUUUUCCCCUUUCUGCCUUCCUUACCCCCCACAUGGGC
Molecule: messenger RNA, 1203 nt
Organism: Odobenus rosmarus divergens (Pacific walrus)
Lineage: Eukaryota; Metazoa; Chordata; Mammalia; Carnivora; Odobenidae
Gene: SBK2
Product: SH3-binding domain kinase family, member 2
Exons: 3
Coding region: 1-1119 (372 amino acids)
Biological process (GO): peptidyl-threonine phosphorylation; peptidyl-serine phosphorylation
Molecular function (GO): ATP binding; protein serine/threonine kinase activity
Source: RefSeq, a predicted model, not a curated record